CAUCCUCAGGAGCCCUCCUGGAAGGCUACCAAGAUGAGACGGUUCUGCCUCUCUGCAGCCCUUCUCGUCCUCCUGGUUAUCCUGGUGGACAGCACCCCGCUGAAUAUACACCAUAUCCAGGAUGAAGGUCCGGAGACAAACCACACACAGGAACUUGAGACGUGUUCAGUAGUAAAUGUGGUUAAAAGUGUCCUCGGCGGUGUGAUUACAGGUACUAAGAUUAUUGGAAAUGGAGCCAGUGUACUGACAGGAUUGGCUGAAAUAAUCAACAAAGCACUUAAAGGUCAGGUGAUGAUUUCGGGAAUACAAUUCGAUAACCAUACACAAGAGGAACUGCCAAUGCUCGAGAUUGAAUACUCAACACUCAGUGAGGAGAUCAAAGGUGUGGAGACAAUCCAUAAACAGGGCAUUGAGAAGCGUGCAGUACUACCCGUGGUUAAAGGUAUCCUCGGCGGUGUGCUUAAAGGUGUCAAGAUUUUUGGAAAGGGAGCCAGUAUACUAACAGGAUUGGCUGAAAUCGUCAAGAAAGCACUUAAAGGUCAGGUGAUGAUUUCCGGGAUACAGUUCGAUAACCACAUGCCAGAGGAAUUGCCAACACUCGAGAUUGAAUACUCAACACUCAGUGAGGAGAAUGAAGGUGUGAAGACAAGCCACAAACACGGCCUUGAGAAGCGUUCAAUAAGAAAAGUGUUUAAAAAGAUCCUCGGUGGUGUGAUUAAAGGUUCCAAGAUUGUCGGAAAGGGAGCCAGUAUACUAGGAGGAUUGGCUAAAAUACUGAACAAAACAAUGAAAGAUGAGGUGAUGAUUUCAAGAAUACAAUUCUAUAACCAUACACAAGAGGAAUUGCCAACACUAGAGAUUGAAUAUACAAUACUCAGUGAGGAGAAUAAAGGUGUGGAGACAAGCCAUAAACAGAAACUUGAGAAGCGUGCAGUACUACCUGUGCUUAAAGGUAUCCUCGGCGGUGUGCUUAAAGGUGCCAAGAUUUUCGGAAAGGGAGCCAGUAUAUUAACAGGAUUGGCUGAAAUAGUCAAGAAGGCACUUAAAGGUCAGGUGAUGAUUUCUGGGAUACAGUUUGAUAACAGUACUCAAGAGGAAAUGCCAACACUCCAGAUUGAAUACUCAACACUCAUUGAGGAGAAUGAGGGUGUGGAGACAAUCCAUAAACAGGGCAUUGAGAAGCGUUCAGUACUACCCGUGGUUAAAGGUAUCCUCGGCGGCAUGCUUAAAGGUGUCAAGAUUUUCGGACAGGGAGCCAGUAUACUAACAGGAUUGGCUGAAAUCAUCAAGAAAGCACUUAAAGGUCAGGUGAUGAUUUCCGGGAUACAGUUUGAUAACAGUACUCGAGAGGAAUUGCCAACACUCGAGAUUGAAUACGCAACACUCAGUGAAGAGAUCACAGGUGUGGAGACAAUCCAUAAACAGGGCAUUGAGAAGCGUUCAGUUAAAGGUAUCCUCAGCAGAGUGCUUAAAGGUGUCAAGAUUUUCGGAAAGGGAGCCAGUAUACUAACAAGAUUGGCUGAAAUCAUCAAGAAAGCACUUAAAGGUCAGGUGAUGAUUUCUGGGAUACAGUUUGAUAACAAUAUGCAAGAAGAAAUGCCAACACUCCAGGUUGAAUACUCAACACUCAUUGAGGAGAAUAAAGGUGUGGAGACUAGCCAUAAACAGAGACUUGAGAAGCGUGCAGUACUACCUGUGGUUAAAGGUAUCCUUGGCGGCGUGCUUAAAGGUGUCAAGAUUUUCAGACAGGGAGCCAGUAUACUAACAGGAUUGGCUGAAAUCAUCAAGAAAGCACUUAAAGGUCAGGUGAUGAUUUCCGGAAUACAAUUCGACAACCAUACACAAGAGGAAUUGCCAACACUCCAGAUUGAAUACUCAACACUCAGUGAGGAGAAUAAAGGUGUGGAGACAAGCCAGAAGCGGGUACUUGAGAAGCGUUCAGUAGUACAUGUGGUCAAAAGUAUCCUUGGCGGUGUGAUUAAAGGUACCAAGAUUUUCGGAAAGGGAGCCAGUAUACUAACAGGAUUGGCUGAAAUAGUCAAGAAAGCACUUAAAGGUCAGGUGAUGAUUUCCAGAAUACAGUUCGAUAACCAUACGCAAGAGGAAUUGCCAACACUCAAUAUGGAAUACUCAGCACUCAAUGAGGAGAAUAAAGUUUCCCCAGCUUUUAUGCCUGCUUUCUGCAUGGAGCCUAAAUUUGUGGGUGUCUGCAAGGCCUCGAUGACCAGGUACUUCUACAAUGCCCAGACCGGGCACUGUGAGCUGUUUGUAUAUAGCGGUUGCGGAGGAAACGAAAACAACUUCCCAACAUUGGAGGAGUGCAUGAAGACCUGCUAUCCAAAGGCACAGUCCCUGUGAGGACAUGCGAAGAGGAGUCCCGAAACUCUGAUGUCCGAGGAGGACUCCUGCAGGGUGGGCUGUGUCUGCAUCUGAACCUCUUCAGUCUCCUCGCAGUCCUUCUCUCCCUACCCUCCUCAGCAGAGCGUGCCUAUUUCCUUUCCUCUACUGGUCAACAUGUCUAAUUCUGUUCUAUCCAGGUGGCUGUCAUCACAGUGAGAGCAUGUCUUCCUUUUACCCCUAGCACUUCACACAGUUCCUGACACCAAAGAGGCUGUUUAUAAUUAUUUGAGUAAGGAAGGAGUAAGGUAGGAACACAUUCCUCAUGACAUUAACUCAGAGCCUGCAGUGUAACACAGGAUUUUUGUUUUCACCCCCAUCCUCAUGGCAUCCUCACCUUCAUCCCUGUCCCCACCAUCACUGCUCUCCUUGUGGGUGUCCAAGAUGGUAUUUCCAGCAUCCAGUUCUGAGCAUCAGUCAUGAGAGAAGAGUUUCAUUUAAAAAUGUUUCUUGAUCAUACAAUGAUUUGCAAUUUUCAUUUCUGUAGCCUCAAGCACUAUGGGUUAUAUUUUAAUAAAUGCACAUUCAAAAUUAAA
This is a messenger RNA of Bubalus bubalis (water buffalo), 2933 nucleotides long. Its product is annotated as trophoblast Kunitz domain protein 1. Gene Ontology annotation, molecular function: serine-type endopeptidase inhibitor activity. NCBI's taxonomy places the organism in Eukaryota, Metazoa, Chordata, Mammalia, Artiodactyla, Bovidae. The transcript is spliced from 27 exons. The record is from RefSeq and is a predicted model, not a curated record. Bases 34 to 2358 code for a protein of 774 amino acids.